Molecule: messenger RNA, 1547 nt
Organism: Triticum aestivum (bread wheat)
Lineage: Eukaryota; Viridiplantae; Streptophyta; Magnoliopsida; Poales; Poaceae
Product: 3-ketoacyl-CoA synthase 6-like
Exons: 1
Coding region: 1-1434 (477 amino acids)
Biological process (GO): fatty acid biosynthetic process
Cellular component (GO): membrane
Molecular function (GO): acyltransferase activity, transferring groups other than amino-acyl groups
Source: RefSeq, a predicted model, not a curated record
AUGAGUUCGCGGUCUUCUGUCAAGCACUUCAGAUUGCUAUACAAUCUUUCAGCCAACACCCACGUCCCUCGAAUUGUAAUCACAAUGGCACUUGCAGCAGGUGUCCUAAAAAUAGUUGCACCUCAACCCGGAGCUAUUUAUCCCACCCACGUACUUCUUGCCAUGGUUCUACUGACCAUCACCGCAAGUAUCUACCUUGCACUCCGUCGUAAAACUGUAUACCUUGUUGACUACGCUUGCUUCCGGCCAAGUUUCAACCUAAGAUGCCCAAAGGCAACCUUCCUCGAGCAUGCACAUCUCUCAUCUUUGCUUGAUGAUUCUAGUGUCAACUUCAUAGGAAAUGUUCUCAAGCGCUCAGGAAUGAGCGAUGAGACAUGUGUCCCGCCUGUACUUCACUAUAUAGAGCCAUAUUGUGGGCUUUACGAAGCACGUGCCGAAGCAGAGUCGAUUGUCUUCUCGGUGACCGAUGAUCUUUUGGCCAAGACAUGGAUCAAUCGUGAUGCGAUCGGUGUUCUUAUCACCACCUCGAGUAUAUUUUGUCCGAUACCAUCUAUUGCUGACAUGAUUGUGAAUAGAUACAAGUUAAGAGGUGAUCUUCGUGUAAUGAACCUCUCAGGAAUGGCAUGCUCUGCAUCAGUGACGGCAGUGGGGCUCGCAAGCAAUAUGUUGCAGGUCAUGCCUUGGGGGUCGCAUGCAUUGAUAGUGUCAACAGAGACCACUGGGCCGUGCCACUAUCAAGGGAAUACACGCUCCAUGCAGUUGCCUAACAUCUUAUUCCGCACAGGUGGAGUGGCGAAGUUGUUGUCGACUUCUAGGUCAAAAGCUCGGUUUGAGCUUGCGCAUGUCACGCGGAUAAUCACUGCGGCAAACAACUCCGCGUACCGAUGUGCAUAUCAGGAGGAAGAUGAGAAGGGCAUCCUAGGGACACGUCUCACUAAAGACCUUAUGGUUGUUGCUGGAGACGCACUCAAGGACAAUCUCACUACAAGCGGGCCACUUGUACUGCCGACAGCAGAGCUUCUCAAGUUUUUUCUUUUUGACAUUGCUGGAAAGGUGCUCUAUUGGAGGAAGAUUAGACCAUACAUCCCCAACUUCUGUGUUGCAUUUGAACAUAUAUGCAUCCACGUAGGUGGACCUGCGGUUAUCAGCUCAAUACAGCGUGGCCUCAAUCUAUCAGACAAACACGUUGAACCGUCACGAAUGACACUAUAUCGCUUUGGAAACCAGUCGGCCGCAUCAGUGUGGUAUGAGUUGGCAUACAUCGACGCUAAAGGCCUAAUGAAGAAAGGCGACAGGGUGUGGAUGAUCGGAUUUGGUGCAGGGUACGAGUGCAACACCGCUAGUUGGGUGUGUAUACAACCAUCUUCCUGCGCGGAUGGACCCUGGGCUAACUGCAUCAAUUGCUACCCUGUGGAUAUCUCUAGAAAAGCUUAAAAUAAGAGGAUUUUAAGUGUCAUUUACUAUAAGCGGAGUGAGUAGUGUGAUAAAUAACAUGCACAUCUCUCCGACACAACAAUGAAGAGGUGGGGGUCCCGUUGGCGGGUGUA